AUGAAUAAACAAAAAGCUAAAGGCAGAAAUGACAAAACCAAAGUUUUAUAUGAAUUUUUCUGGUCGUGCCGCCUGUGCGGCUCUAGUUCAGGAUACCGAAUGCCUAUAAUCCAAAAUAUUAUAGACAUCGAUUUAAAAUUAUGUGAAAAGAUUCGACAAUGCUUACAACUUGAGGUUCACGAAAACGACAAAAUGCCACCAUUAAUUUGUGGGUUGUGUGCAGAUAAAUUGGCAGAUUUUUAUGAUUUCUUCACAUUGUGCCACGAGACGGAUAAACGGACAAGAGCAAGGUUGGGCUUCCCUCUUGAAGCAAAAAAACAGGAGAACAGCACAGAAAACAGUCCGAGUAAAACAGAUAAUGUAAAAGUCACAAGGGGAAGAGAUAAAAUAAAAGAAGCUCAAUCAAAAGAAAGUAAAGAAAAGCUGGAGAAACCUGCCAACCGUGAAAAUCUAAACCUGAAGUCCACUGCCUCAUUGCCGAGCAAGCCAUUUUCACCACCCCAAUCUAGAAAGAAGGAAGAUGUUAGAACACGAUUGAAAGGCUUAGGUAAACCGGGCCCGGCCAGUUCAAAAUUAAAACGAGCUAGAGAGAAGGAGUCAAACUCAAAAGAAGUUCAGAAUAAAAAAACUAAAAUUCAAGAAGUUAAGACGAGUGGAAACAAGGAUAUGUUGAAAUGUGAUAUCUGUGGCGUGUUAUGUCGAAAAGGCGGAUCAUUUGCGGCCCAUUACAAAAGUCACAAAGUUAAGCCGGUAAACAACAGAGUUUUGGAAACCCCGCCACGAAGCAAACGUACUGAUAGCCAAGCGAGGGAAAGUAUCAAUUCUCAAGUACACGAUAUUAAAAGCAAUAUAAAGAAGUGCGAACAAUGCGAUGCCACUUUCUCCUCCGGCGUCGGGCUGAGUAACCAUUCUCGGACGCAUACUAAAUCAAAUAGGGCUCCAUCUCCCGUUGAAUGUGAAAAAUGCAAAGAAAAACUGACACCAGCAACUGUCAAGGCGCAUAAAUGUAAAACGCGAGAAAGAACAAUAGGAAAAUGCAGUUUCUGUGAAAAACAGUUUUCCUCUAAAGUGUCCUGUUUACGUCAUCAAGCUACUUGUAAAGCCAGAAUUAAAGUGCCAGCCCAGCAAAGGAACAUGAAACCGGUGUACGUCCGCACGACGCGAUGCGAUGAGCUGCUCAAGAACGAAGUUAACGGACAUUACAAUGUGUCCGCUGUCAGAUGUCCGUACGGUCUGGCAAAAUCUUGCUUAUAUCCGUACAAACCGCGGAACCCCAUUCUAAAGCAGAACAGAAUGGUCGACAUAAGGCUGGACGAACUUCCAGACAACUUCGACAUUAGUGAGACGAACGAUUUCAUCCAUUGGGAUUCGGAUAGUGAUCACGACACCGCUUCUCUUACCAAACCUCGGAAAUUACUAAGUCUAUCAAAUAUCUGCCUAAAAACUAUAUUUUCAAACAAAAUGCUAGGAAAAGUUCCAAAAAGGAGGAAAAAAAACAAACCGUUUGAUGAUGAUUUUAGUUUAAACAUAGAUAACAUUAUUAACAAUUUGGGCGAUGAUAAAAAUAGCCCCUUAGACGAUUGGAGCGAUAAUGUAUCAGAUUCUAUACUAAAGAAUGAUUAUGACAGUGAUAGGAUAAGUUUUAAUGGCGAGUUUAAGGAUGGGGACACUAAUAACGGUACGUAUAGUAAUAAGAACUUUAAUGAUGAUAAGGGUAGAAAUACUAAUGACGUGAUUAAUUAUGAUAAGGACAAUUAUGAAAACAGUAAUGAUGGAAAUGCUCGAGAUGGUAGUACGAAAAACAAUGAUGAUUUAGACAAAAUUAGCUCGGAAAAUGAUGGCUUAGGAGAAAAUAAUCAAAUUGUAGAAAAUAAAUCAACUAAUGAUAAUAAUAAGUCUGACUCGUAUCACACAUGUAAAUCUAGCAGAUGUAGAAAGCUGUCAACUAAUCAGAACAUUUUAACAAUUACAAAGGAAAUCACUGAAAUGAGUAUUGAUGAUACUGAAAGUAGUAAUAACGUUCAAAAUACAGAGAAAGCAAUAGAGAAUGUAUCAACAGAUAAUGAUGAACAGACGCAGAGCUUAAAUAAUGUAAAAACACACAAAGGAGCAAAUGUGUGUGUAGAUCAAGAUAACUCAAAAAUUACAAUGAGUACAAAAGAGAUUUUGAGUACGGUUAACUCAAAGAUUGAACUUCUUGAAAUACAGAUACUCACAGAUAACGAUGACCAUGAUAAAAAAAAUAAUGUAAAUAGUAAAGUUGAUACAAUAAGUGUUGUAGAUAACAAUUUAACAUCUUCAUCAAAUAAUAGUACAUCGCAGUUGAAUGAUAGUAUUGUUAUUAGUCAAAGACGAAGCAACAAUGUUGUUACUGAAAGUGACGCUCAAAUGGGUCACAGUAAUGAGAAUAAUGGUGAAGGACUAAAGCAAAGUGAUAGAAGUUAUGAAGAUUUUAUUACAGAAAUUAAUGAUAGGUCUGCAGAGUUAAGUGAAGAAAAGAACAUUUUAAAAGAAGUCGUCUUGAAGGAAGCACACGAUCCACUUUCUAUCGAUGGUAUUCAAAACAUGAAUGUAGUUAAAAAUAAAACCAGUGAAUUACUUAAUAAGAUAGAAGAAAACCAAUCUAUUUGUAGUCAAAGUGUUAGAACAAGUGAAGAAUUUGUUGAGAAUUCAGAGCACAAUAACAAAAUGGAAAGUUGCACAGCCGUAGGCAAAAAUUUACACUGCCCAAUUUAUAGUAAUAAGGAUACAACAAAUGACAAAAUCGUUGAAAAUGCAGAUAAUGUAAUUGAAAAUUUAGAUAAGAAUCCACAAAACCUGAGCGAUGGACUAGAAAAUCUUGAGGAUUUAAAUAUCUACGGUGAUAUUAUUGAUAAAGUUGAUCCCUCAAAUAACACAAAACCAUCAAAUAUACAUAUUAAUAAAGAAAAUGUUGAAAAAAUUGAACCUGACAAUGUAAAUAAAUUAAAUGAAAAUGGAGAUUUCGAUAUGAAUGAUUGGGAGGAUAUUAGCGAUGGAGAAAUUGAAAAAUCAACAGAAGACGAAUUACUUGAAACUAAAAAUAAUGAUUCAUUAGAUUUAGACAAUAUUUCUGAAACAGACUUCACAUUGGAUUAUUGA
Molecule: messenger RNA, 3120 nt
Organism: Leptosia nina
Lineage: Eukaryota; Metazoa; Arthropoda; Insecta; Lepidoptera; Pieridae
Source: the annotation of a GenBank genome assembly